AUGAAACUGAAGAGCAGAAGGGCAAAACUUCACGACAGACUGAAAAAAAAACUCAGAGCAGAAACAGCAAACUGUGAGAAACAGCGAACUACAUGGUAAGAGGUCUAUUUUCUUCUUAUUUCACCGUUUAUUGUUUGUUUUUCUCUCUUCUUUUCUUAUCAAAGCUCCACAUUAAUGAGAGAGUUAUUAAGCGAAUAUUAUUUCAGAGGAGCUCUGCUUUUCUUUUUAACUCUAAUAUUCACAUUAAAAAAUGUCUUUUUGGUGAUUUUAUCAGCUGAUCAAAUCUGUAAAGUUUCUGACUUUGACGGGACAUCUAGUGUAGAAAUGUUGUCUUUAUUCUGUAAAGUGUUGACUCUAGUUUAGAUACCCAGAAGUGUCCGUCUCUAAGACUUUGGAUGAAGACAUCAGAACAAUAGAAAUAAUGAAGGACGGUCCAAAGACUAACAGACAGAGAAUCAACCUGGAUCUGUCCUCAGGACGGGUUUGAGGACAGAUCUAGAUCUCAGCUUUAGAAGGUUUAGACCGAAAACUUUCAUUCUAAUUCUUGUGAGGAGGUGGUUUCAGUGUGAAGUUCAGCAACAAUUGUUCACAUUAACAGAUACCUUGAGCAGCACUGGGUGUUACUUCCUCAAACUUAUUUACUUCAUGUCACUCACUUCCUGUCUGUUAGUCUCAGCAGUAGAAAGUUGUUCAGAGAGUUCAGAUGGUUUCUUGGUCUGUGGGUCUAAACUGGAUGUUUUAAGAUGAAUGAGUGAUUCACUGACGCAGAUGAGUUUGUGUGAGUGUCAGAUGUCUGUAGUCCAGUAUGAGGAGUCGACCAAAUUAUGGAAGAAGAAGAAAAAACUGGGAAACCUGUUUGUUCCUAAAGGAAGCACAAACACUGCAUAAUAACAUAAAGUGUGUGUGGUUCCUCUGACAGGGUGAAGAUGGUCUCCAGGUUCCUGCUGCUCAUGGCUCUGAGCGUCUGUGUCUCUGGUUGGUUUCCACCUUCACUUUCUUCUCCACAAAGAGAAAAGAGGAGAUCCACUUUGAGACUGACUGAAACACUUGAACACUUCCAUUAGAAAAGAUGUUGAAAGACUCACAUGUUCCUGUGUUUUUCUGCUCCUCUCUUUCCCUCUCUGUCUUCUCUACAGGAACACUUGUAGUCAAUGCGGCUCACAGAUCCUAUCAGGCAAAAGUGGACCAGAACCUCACCCUGGAGUGGACCUUCACACCCAAACCUGACAGCUCUCUGAAGACUCUGAACAUUUUCUGUUCCAUGGUCAACCCACAGAAAGACUUAGUCUUGUUCCAUCUCCAUGAAGGAGUUGAGGUCCCACAGAAGGAGGGAGACUUUGUAGGACGAGUCCAGUGUGAAAAAGAGGUCCUCAAAGAGGGACAGAUCAGACUUCAUGUGUCCUCACUCAAGACUGAAGACUCAGGCUGGUAUCGGUGUGAAGUCCUCACUGAAUAUGGGAGCAGCUUGGACAGAUGUUAUCUAAAUGUGAUCGGUGAGUUGAUUUAUUUCUCAGCAGAACUUUAAAAAGAUGUUCAGUUCAGGUUCUGUUUCUCUUUGGAUCUUCUCCAAACCUGAAUCAGACCUUUUAUGAGCUUUAACAUGAAGGUCCUAAAAGUAGAGAGGGUCUAUGAAUCCUGGACCCUGAUUGGUAGAUGGUUCCAAAGGAGAAGGGUCUGAUUACUGAAGGUCCUGCCUCCUGUAUGACUUUCAGAGACUUUACUAGAGCAAACUGAGACCUGCAGUAAUCACAGAAACAUGAUCAAGUCUUUGUUUGUCUCCUUCCAGCAGCCAAGAACCAGAACUGGUCUGAGGGUGAAGCAGAGAAGACAAACACAGAGAUGGAAAGAUUGAAACACAUCAUCAUCAUCAUUACAAUGGUAACAAUAUUAGGAACUAUUUUGAUCUUUAUUCUUUACUGUUGCAUCACUCGCUUUCUUCCUGUUUGUGGCCAUGAUUCUGGGGAAGUUCGAAAUGGCAGCCUCAUCAGUCUUCACAUCACUGUGCCAAAUGGGAAUGUAACUGUAAGAGAACUGACGGGCCUACCUUUGCAGGGAAACGGACUCUCAGAGCAGACAUAG
Molecule: messenger RNA, 2079 nt
Organism: Xyrichtys novacula (pearly razorfish)
Lineage: Eukaryota; Metazoa; Chordata; Actinopteri; Labriformes; Labridae
Source: the annotation of a GenBank genome assembly